UGGCGCCUGGCAACACAACGAUGUGUGGUUUCAGAGACAGCCCUUGAGUAGCUGUACAGCAAAAGUCGAAUCAGAGCAAGAAAACAAUCACUACCAGUCGGAUGUGAUGGUUAAUCGAUUUUGAGUUGCUAUCGCCAGACACUGCGGAUCGCUGUAAACCGUACAUGUGACUCCUAAAACAAUGAGGCUGAGAAUGCGUAAGGCUUCUCAGCAGCCGAACCCCAGUCUGGCAAGCCGCCCAUCCCAUGCCAAGCGGAAGCAUUCAGAAGUCGAAGAGGACACGCCUACUACUGGAGGGAGGGGCUUGUUCUCCACCAUCAAGAAGUUCAUCAGAGGAAAUGCUGUGAAGGUGCAGCAGGAGAGCCCUGCCAAGAAGACACGCCUCCACUGUGAUGUGGACAAUAACCUGAUCUCUUCAGCCCCAAACACCAAUACACCCCUCAAGUCUAUCAGCAGGGUUGGCCGGAGAGGCUCCCUGAAUGGACAGGCAACCAAUCAUGACAGAAGUAAGGAGAAGCCCAAUGGCAGUGUGGAGGAGACGACGGCCGUUGAGUUGCCCACAAGCCCUCCCAGAUCCUCCCUUCUUGGGACCAUCUUUUCCCCCGUUUUCAACUUUUUCUCACCAGCUAAAAAUGCCUCUCCUGGCUCAGACUCCCCAGACCAGUCCUUGGAGGUUGAGGAGGUCGUCAAGCAGCUGGACAUAGAGCAAGCUGAGGAGACGCCCAGCACCACGGCCACAUCCACACAGGAACUGUGCGCCACCACUAACUUCUCCUCUAGUGUAUCGCAGUUGCCACCUAUGCGACCUCACAUCCCCGAGGUUUCUCCCACAGCGAGGGAGAAAGAGCUCUGUGCUGAUGCUGACCUUCCGCCCCUCACAGCUCCAGGCUCCAGUCCAGAUAUGGCAUAUGUGUACUCUCCGCCUGCUACAGUACCAACAGAGGGAACCUAUGAGGAAGACUGGGAAGUCUUUGACCCAUAUUUCUUCAUCAAGCAUGUCCCUCCACUGACAGACGAGCAGCUCACUCGUAAGCCGGCUUUGCCGCUGAAAACACGCAGCACUCCUGAAUUCUCUCUGGUGCUUGACCUGGAUGAAACCUUGGUUCACUGCAGUCUAAAUGAGCUGGAGGAUGCAGCACUUACCUUUCCUGUCCUCUUUCAAGAUGUCAUUUACCAGGUGUAUGUGCGCUUGAGGCCGUUCUUUAGAGAGUUUCUGGAACGCAUGUCUCAAAUCUAUGAGAUCAUCCUUUUUACCGCCUCUAAAAAAGUGUAUGCCGACAAACUGCUCAACAUCUUGGAUCCUAAAAAGCAGCUCGUGAGACACAGGUUGUUUCGUGAGCAUUGUGUCUGUGUCCAGGGAAACUACAUCAAGGACCUCAACAUCUUGGGCAGAGACCUGUCAAAGACCAUCAUCAUUGACAAUUCACCGCAAGCCUUUGCAUAUCAGUUGUCCAAUGGGAUUCCCAUAGAGAGCUGGUUCAUGGACAGGAACGACAAUGAACUGCUGAAGCUGGUGCCCUUCCUGGAGAAGUUGGUUAAGAUGAAUGAGGACGUAAGGCCGCAUGUUCGGGAGCGGUUCAGGCUUCACGACUUGUUGCCCCCUGAUUGAACUCGACCGCAGUCUCUCGGAACGGGACAACAUGAAAAGACUGGGAACAACAUGCGUGUAAAAAGCCCCUCUUUGGAUUACAAACUACAACAUUGCCAUUACUGUUAAAAUGUUAGCCUUUUUUUAUAUCUGGGUGAAUUUUUUUUAAUGUUUAGAUGAAAUUACCCACGCGAUGAACAAGCCCGAGGUAUACUCCUUUUUUCUUCUUUUUUUUACGGACUCUCCAGCUGUGGAGCCGGAUGUUUCCUCCACAUUAAAUUCUGACGUCUUGGUGCUGGUUUGGUGGAUAUGAAAGGCAACCUGGUGAAGAGGAACUCUCCCCGACCGAGUCCCUGAACACAAAGCGACCCCUGGUGCUCACGCUGUUGACGAAUAGCCACACUCUGGCUUUCAGCAGGAAGGAGUGGCCUGUAAAUCAAUCUGUGCAUGUAUGUUGACUCCUACCUGUGCGAACACACACACACACUGACUGAUUUGUUGUUUGACAAACCUACAAUCUGUAGCCUUUAAAAUCAAUCAUAUGCAUUCCUCCGUAGCUGAGUCAAGUUUCUAUUGUUGGUUGCUGUUUUUUUUCUGGUGUUUAAUUGUUUAAAAAAAGGAUAGCUUUUCAAAAUAUUUUACUUCUCUAAGAUACGAUGUUUUAAAGGGUUCUCGUAAGUAUUUAUUGUUCGCCUUUUUCCUACGAGGAGAACAUGGGUGCAUAUUAAUGACAGGCCACUGCAUCGUCAAACAAGUUAAUUGUACCAAGACUUAAAGUAUAGUUUGUUCUCAUUCUAACAAAUUGAGGUUUAAGUUGACGUGUUGGCAUCACUGUGGACACAAGAUGGCUCCUCAUUUAAAUGUUAAUUUAGUCUUCCCUGUAAAUCUGACAUAUUGUAAAGGUUUAAGGGCAUUCGUUUUCAAAGUGACGUGUCAGCAUUGGCCUUUCAUUAAUAUUACUAUUUGAUUUGUAUAAUCAGUAUUCUCUUUAACUCCUAAUCAAGUAUUUGGGCUAAAAUCAGAGCUCAUUUUCUUUCAGUUGUAAUGUGUAAUUUGAUGGCUAUAUCGGUAGCAUUCUGACUAAUGUAGCACAUCUCUGCCAGUGUGUCAUAAAGUCCACCCGUGGUAGACCUCUAUGGCCAGACCCUGUACCAGCCACAUACGGUUGUAACGGUCAGCUUUCCUGACUGCUCCGCUACGUGUUUCAUGUUUUUUUACUUUGUACUUUUAAGCUAUUUUAUUUUAUUUUUUGCAAUGUUUCGUGCAGUUUUAAGCAAUGUGUUUUAAGAAUGGUAACUAUAAGAAUAUGUUUCUGCCUGAAAUCAGCCUGGACACUCGACUUUAGACAAACUGACAUUUUACCCUGUUGUUUCAACUUUAAUUUAUUUGAUCGUGAGACAAACGGGAGGCAGACAUGUCGAUGUUUCGUUGGCAUCCUAGCGGGCCUAACCCUGGGACGGAAAGCUCAAUGCCGGACGAUCUUCUGUCAUCGCCCAAACACUCAGUGUGACAAUUUGGCAUGUGUUGUUGAACCUCGUUCAGUUUAAGCUAGGUGCAUUUUCUAAAGCAAAUGUGAGUUUGGAUUUGUCUCUGUUGCCUGUACAGUGCCAUACGCUUCUCCAACUUAUAACCCCCCUCAGGGCAUUUCCUGCGCUCGCCCCCCCAAAAUGCUUAGAUGGAAAGAGACAAUCAGACCUCAAAGCUCUUCAGGUGGACCCCUGGAGACACAGCUAUCGCCUCGUUUUUUUUCUUGUGCUGUACGUGUUGUGUACUGUGAUUUUAUUGAGGUCCCCCCCCCCCAUCAUUAAUUUACCAGCUGGUUCCUGGAGUUUUUUUGUCACCCAGGGUUGAUUGCUCCUCAGAAAAUUUGAAUUUAGUUUGUACUAAAAAUUGUUACAGGGCAUCAUGGUGAUCGCUCAGACGUACUGUUUAUAAGGUCACAUGUCCAGACUAUGAAUGUAAAUUGAACAUGGGGGGGGGUGUGAAGUCUUACGUGUUUAUUUUUUUCCAAAUACCUUGUUUUGUUCUCUUCAUCAACUAACAAAGAUGAUCUGUGGCAACUCGUUUCUGUUGUGGAGGAGGCAAGACCGAUGUGCAUGGAAGAGGAAACGUGUCUAGAAGUCGUCCCCCCCCCCCCCAUCCAUGACCUCUCACGGCUUGUUUCUAAACGAUCGGUGGGAGGCGUUUGAUACUUUUAAUCCAGCUGAUUGUUAUGUGUAUUACCAUUUUAUGUACACAAAGUGUUGUACAAUACAUGUGGCUUCAUGGUUUUAAAAAAUCCUUAAAUAAGGAAAAUCUUAUUUUGUAUUUUUUAUUUCAAAAGGCAUGUCAUAUCUACUUUUUAAAUGUAUUAAUGAAGAUUUAACUUGACAUCAGAUGGAGUGUUUUUUUCUUACAAAUAUCUGUAUGUUUAGUUUACCGCAAUGUCACUGAACAGUUAAACUUGGCAUGUAGAGAGUACCGCUUGCUUUGUGGGAGAGUCCUGAAUUAAAUUUUAAUCAUGGCCCUUUUUCUGCAGAAAAGAGCUGUCGUGUUAAUGAUUUUUUUUUCUUCUCCCAAUAUCUUCUACGCCAUUUUACUUGCAAGAAUUGUUCAUUUUGCUUAAGAUGUAUUUCAAAAUGUUUGAAGACAUCUUUGUUAACCAUCAGGCUAUACGAUAUUUCAAAGUGUGUGUAUAUACAGUUGCAUUGAAUUUCUGAAACAAAGUUUUAAAGUUAAAACCCUG
Molecule: messenger RNA, 4313 nt
Organism: Pseudoliparis swirei
Lineage: Eukaryota; Metazoa; Chordata; Actinopteri; Perciformes; Liparidae
Gene: ctdspl2b
Product: CTD (carboxy-terminal domain, RNA polymerase II, polypeptide A) small phosphatase like 2b
Exons: 13
Coding region: 182-1609 (475 amino acids)
Molecular function (GO): phosphoprotein phosphatase activity
Source: RefSeq, a predicted model, not a curated record